CCUGGUGUGCCGCGGGGGGACUCGGGGGGCCCGGCUUCCAUUCCUCCGGCGGCCCCUCCUCGAUCCCCGAAGCCCCUCGGGCUGACGGCAAGCGCGCGCGGCGGACGGCGCGGACGAGCGGCAGCUUCACUCCGGAUGGCCUUAGUCCCCACCCCAGGGUGGGCAGCAGAAGUGUCCCGACUGUGCAGCCCUGUUAACCCUUUCCGCGUGAGAUCUGUGGCUCUGGAGCCAAUAGGGCUCCUUUUGGGGGCGGAGGCAGGCAGCGUUUCAAGAGCCAGGGAGAGCCUGUGCUCUGCUGGGCUCCCCGUUCCUUUCACUGCAGCGUUGGCCACGGCAAGGCAGAGGCUGGGGGGCACCUCGGUCUGGGUGAUGUCUUUCUAGCACUUUAAACCGGCUAGGGGACUCCCAGAGCCCUGCUACUGAUCCCAAACAGCGCUUUGGGAGAGGCCUUUGUUUCCCAGCCUGUUCUCUCUUCCUCCUGUUUCUAACACACACAGUACAUGCUGCACCACUAUCACUUCUGGUGCCUCCAAGCCAUGUCCAGCGCCAGCUGUGGCUCCUGGGCACAGGACUUGGGAGCCUGUGGGACAUGCUUGGAGUUCAUGUACUCGGCAUGUGCGCACCUGGCUAUCGGGGUGCAUGUUUUCUAUGAUCUUUCUCUCUAGAUCUUUCAUAGCCUGUUCCCCUACUUCUUAGAGAUCCUCUUGUCUGCUGGGCACUCGUGGGCAGGAGGUAGGUUGACAUCUCCUAUAAGUGUGUGCACACGUGUUGACUCUCCCCCUCUGGCUGCUGCGUGCACAUGCAUGCCCAUGUGCACACACAGGCCAGAUUUUGGAUUACCCGUGCAGUAGCUCUGAGGCACCUAUGGAUGGAAGCAAGCCAAACUAGUGUGAAGGUUACAGACUUCAAGAAAGCCCAGGAUUCCCAAGACUUCACUGUAAUUCCCAUUUCGCUUCAUCUGACGGACAUCACAGAGCAGUGAACGAAGCUUAUGCUGUGGCAGGACCUUUUCUUGACUCUCUUCCUACCUGGCCCUCUUGCUCGGCCCGGACACCCACCCAGCCCCACCACGCACGCAGAGCCAGAAAGGAAAGAGAGCCUCAUGCCUAAGCCGAGGGGAGCGCCAUGGAUCUGACGAAGAUGGGCAUGAUCCAGCUGCAGAACCCCAGCCACCCCACAGGCCUCCUGUGUAAGGCCAACCAGAUGCGGCUGGCUGGGACGCUGUGCGAUGUGGUCAUCAUGGUGGACAGCCAGGAGUUCCACGCCCACCGGACUGUGCUGGCCUGUACCAGCAAGAUGUUUGAGAUCCUCUUCCACCGCAACAGCCAGCACUAUACUCUGGACUUCCUGUCGCCGAAGACCUUCCAGCAGAUUCUGGAGUAUGCGUACACGGCCACGCUGCAGGCCAAGGCGGAGGACCUGGAUGACCUGCUGUACGCAGCCGAGAUCUUAGAGAUCGAGUACCUGGAGGAACAGUGCCUGAAGAUCCUGGAGACCAUCCAGGCCUCAGAUGACAAUGACACGGAGGCCACCAUGGCUGAUGGUGGGGCCGAGGAGGAAGAGGACCGCAGAGCCCGGUACCUCAAGAACAUCUUCAUCUCGAAGCAUUCCAGCGAGGAGAGCGGGUAUGCCAGCGUGGCUGCACAGAGCCUCCCCGGACCCCUGGUGGACCAGAGCCCCUCAGUCUCCACUUCCUUCGGUCCUUCAGCCAUGAGUCCCACCAAGGCCGCGGUGGACAGUUUGAUGACCAUAGGACAGUCUCUCCUCCAGGGAGCUCUUCAGCCUCCCGCAGGGCCCGAGGAGGCAGCAAUGACUGGGGGUGGGCGGCACGCUGCGGUGGCUGAGGUGAAGACCGAGAUGAUGCAGGUGGAUGAGGUGCCUGGCCAGGACAGCCCUGGGGCCACCGAGUCCAGUGUGGUGGGUGCCGUGGGGGACAAAGUGGAAGAGAGAGGCAAAGAGGGGCCCGGGACCCCAACUCGGAGCAGCGUCAUCACCAGUGCUCGGGAGCUGCAUUACGGGCGUGAGGAGAGCGCUGAGCAGCUGCCGCCUCCAACCGAGGCUGGCCAGGGGCCCCCCGGCCGACCGGAGCACCCUGCGCCCCCCGCUGAGAAACAUCUGGGCAUCUACUCCGUAUUGCCCAACCACAAGGCCGACGCCGUGUUGAGCAUGCCCUCCUCAAUGACUCCUGGCCUCCAUGUGCAGCCUGCCCUGGCUGUGUCCAUGGACUUCAGCACCUACGGGGGGCUGCUGCCCCAGGGCUUCAUCCAGAGGGAGCUGUUCAACAAACUGGGUGAGCUGGCUGUGGGCAUGAAGUCGGAGAGCCGGACCAUCGGGGAGCAGUGCAGCGUGUGUGGGGUGGAGCUUCCUGAUAACGAGGCUGUGGAGCAGCACAGGAAGCUGCACAGUGGCAUGAAGACGUAUGGGUGUGAGCUCUGCGGGAAGCGGUUCCUGGAUAGUUUGCGACUGAGGAUGCACUUACUGGCUCAUUCAGCGGGUGCCAAAGCCUUUGUCUGUGACCAGUGCGGAGCCCAGUUUUCAAAGGAGGAUGCCCUGGAGACACACAGGCAGACCCAUACUGGCACGGACAUGGCCGUCUUCUGUCUGCUGUGUGGGAAGCGUUUCCAGGCGCAGAGCGCGCUCCAGCAGCACAUGGAGGUCCACGCGGGCGUGCGCAGCUACAUCUGCAGCGAGUGCAACCGGACUUUCCCCAGCCACACCGCCCUCAAACGCCACCUGCGCUCACACACAGGCGACCACCCGUAUGAGUGUGAGUUCUGUGGCAGCUGCUUCCGGGACGAGAGCACACUCAAGAGUCAUAAACGCAUACACACGGGCGAGAAACCCUACGAGUGCAAUGGUUGUGGCAAGAAGUUCAGCCUCAAGCACCAGCUGGAGACACACUAUAGGGUGCACACAGGCGAGAAACCCUUCGAGUGCAAGCUGUGCCACCAGCGCUCCCGGGACUACUCGGCCAUGAUCAAGCACCUGAGAACGCACAACGGUGCCUCGCCCUACCAGUGCACCAUCUGCACGGAGUACUGCCCCAGCCUCUCCUCCAUGCAGAAGCACAUGAAAGGCCACAAGCCCGAGGAGAUUCCCCCUGACUGGAGGAUAGAGAAGACUUACCUCUACCUGUGCUACGUGUGAGGCGGGGCCACGGCAGGGGACGGGCAGCCCGGAGAGAAGAGUUACAGCAGGGUGAAUUUGACGACGAAGGACUAUGUGGAAAAAAAGAGAAAUAGAAAAAAAAAAAAAAAAGAAAAAAGAAAAAAAGGAAAAAAAAGACAAGAAAAAAGGAAACCCGAUAGCUGUCUGGCCUUGGAGACUCUCUGGGGCUCCAGGUGACCUGGAGACCCGGCCACUGCCCCUCCCCGGGGUGCGAGGGGCCCUGUGUCCCUCCUUCUGGCUGGAGGCUGGCCUCAUUUUCUUGGGUGGGGGUGGAGGUGGUUUGUUCAGCUCAGAUGAUGGUAUAUUUUUCUCUUCCCUCCACCCAGACCCCCCCUUUUGCAUCCAGAAGUGGAGGCUAGGAAGGGGGUGAGCCAAACAAUCUGCCUGUCACCCUGUGGCUGAGUCCUCCAAAGAGGGGCCUGGGGGCAGGGAGGGGGUCUGCAGGUGGUGGGGCUGGGUCAGGUCAUAGUUGAUGGUCACACGGCAGCUCUGGUUUGAGGGGGGGCAUAUGGGAGCGGGGGGGGGCUUUCCUUCUCUUCCUAUGACUCAGUUUAUCUGUUGUUCCCCCUGCACCACCACCACCCCCGCCCCACCGCCACCCUGCCACGUGGGGGUGUCCCCUCAAGGUCUUCAGCAGCCUCGUGGCUGUCGCCCCACCCCCAGCUCCUUGUCUCCCCGUGACUGACUCCUGUCCUCCAAGGGCAAGGACACCCUGCCCCUCGUGGAUGGGGGUCGGGGGAAUGGGGAAGCAGCUUCCUCCUUGCCCAGCUCCCUAGUAGGGAAGGGGGCUGCAUUUGGCUCCAGAGCCCCCACCCCACCCUCGGCUUUCUGAGAACAUGAAAUAAAUGGAAUUCCCCACCCUAGUCAAGCCCGGUCAUGAGCAAGGUUCCUGCUGAUUUGCUUUUGCUUCCAACACAGGAAACAUCACUAACCAUAUACUGUCCCACCAAACACACCAACACCCAUCCCUGCAGCCCCUAUUUCAGUCCCUAGGAGAAGGCUCGCCCUCCGAGGGAGGGAUGUAUACAUGUCCUUCUCCACUGUGCCCUCCGCCCGAGGAAGGGGACACCCCAGCCACCAGGGGCUGGGGUAGCUGGCCGGAGGCGGGGGGAGUUGUACUGGGGACCCCCGCCCUGGUGCAGAGAGCGGCACAGAAUUCCUGGCUCUCAGGGCGCCCCCCAACCAGUCUAUAGGGAGGAGGAAGGAGAGGAGGAGGAGUUGAAAGCGCUUUGGCCUUUGUGUUAUGUUUUGCAUCUUUUCCGUGUCCCCUGUUCCCCUGUUAGCACAUUGUACUUGAAUUACCUCAGUUUUUUGUGACCUCAUGAGCUUUUUAACCCCUGUAUCUCUUUUUUGGUUGGGGGUUGGAGGAAUAGGGAGGACGUUCUUUUGUGUUUCUUGUGUAAAUUAAUAGUUGGUUUAAUAGACUUCAGCUGGCCUCGCCCUCCCCGUCCUAGCCGGAAGAUGCUGCACAGAAAGGAGUACUCAGGAUCUGAAUGUGGGAGCCAAGGGGGGGGGGUCGUGGGGGGCAACAGAAGGUGGGCAGAGGAGAGGGUGUGUCGGGGGCACGCUGGCUGGAGUCUCCGUUGGCUUUGCCCGGGGCAACCCCCCCACGCCCUCUGCGCCCAGUAAGGCUUCAGCCUGAAACACUCUGGAGAAGAUUCCACCUUUCUCACAAUUUGCUGGGUCAUUUGGGUCUGGGGAGCCCCGUAUUAUUCAGAUCCUGUCAACUGCAUGGCCCCACCUCUGAGGGUGCGAUCAUUGCCAAAAUCGGUCUCUUUUCAGGGCCGGCGUGGGGAUGAGCCAGCCUUUGUUCUGUUGCGUGAGGGUGGGGGUGUUGUUUUUCUAAAAGCUACCUCUUAUGUUCCUCCAAUUUUUCUUUUUCCCCUUCACGCCUCCCAUUCUGCUGCUCUGCUUUGCCCCCCCACUUCCCAGCCUCCCCACCCUGAAUUUUGGAAAGCACAUUUGCAAUAUUUGUGUUCACUUUGGGAUGGGCCCUGUUUCAUCUCACGGCUUUAUUUGUAAGAGUUGUGUGCGUGUGCGUGUGCGUGUGCGUGUGUGUGUGUGUGUGUGUGUUUUCUUUCCUUUCUCUCUCUCAGAGAAAGUUGUGGCUGCGUUUUUGUCUUAGGUUUUUUAAAAGUGGUUUCGGGAAGCGGUUUUGGGGAGGCUUGUGAGGGCUGUAGGGACGCCGGAGGGAUGGGUGCUGCUGUGACCACCCCCCUGUCCCUCGGUCCCAGCCCUCCUGUCCUUCCCCCGCAAUCUCGCCCACCAAAUCUGAAGGCCUUAAACAUUGUGUGUUGGGGGGUGGGAUAUGAAUUUGGGAGACAGUGUCACUCGACUGUGGAUGGGGGAUGAUAAGGUAGGGAGGAUGCGAUUUUGCAAUUGUAAUAAUGACUUAGUGCUUUGGAAAGGAAAAAAAGUUAAACUUGAAAUAUGUGACUAGAGCAGUUGUCAUGUUGAUAAUGUGAAAAGAGGGGAAUUGGGGGGGAGGGGGCAGUCUGUAAGAAAUCAUUAUGCACUAUGCUUCCUCCCCCAGUCUGGGAAGAAGGGGUACUGCUGGCCCUUAGGGGAUCUGUAAAUCCCAGAAAACAAUAUUUUAACAGCAAGAUAUCAUUCAACUUUGGUGGGGAAGGAAAAAAAAAAUCAAACUAUUCCAUAGACCUAGCUGACGCCUCUCACUCCCCGCCCCCACCCACCCUUCCCACGCAGCCUGGGUCUCCUGCCCUAUUCAUAAAAGCUGAGAGGGUUGAGCUAAUAUUUACAAAUUGUAAUAUUUUUGUAAUGUUUGUUAGUUCCUUUGUCAGUUCUACAGGACCUUGCCCUUUCUUUUUUGUAAUGUGAAUAGGAAAAAAAAAAGAAAAAGAAAAAAAAAAUCUGCCACCACCAUCACCACCACCACCACCACCACCACCACCACCACCACCACAAUAUCCCUUUGUACGUGUGCGCACGUGUGCUUUUUGUGUGUGAUUGUGUGUUAAAUCAUGCAGUAUUGUUGUGAUUUGGUGUUGCAGCAUUGGACGGUACUGAGUGAGCACCUGCCUGCUCCCACCACCCCCGAGGGACCCUAGUGGGGGAAGUGAGGACAGAGGGGGUCAGGGCAGGCUGGUGUCUGAAGGAUACUGGGUGGGAGAUGCCCGUGCUGGCUUCUGCUCUCCUUGCCUCCCCCACGAAGCCUGGACACCCUGCAUAGAGUCCCAACACGCCUCUUUGCCAGGUUCCUACUUAACAAAGUCAUCCUGACCUUGCCAAGGCCUUCUCAGCCUAGCCAGGCCUAAAGGCCAAGGUGAAGGUCAAAAAUUACGUGGAGUCUGUAGAUGUGUAUGGAGUAAGGGGGCUGUGGAGACGAGGGAGGGUGGAGAGCACUGUCUCCCCAGGUGAGAGCUGAGUGUUCUUACUUCCCUCUUCGUCCUACCAUCUGGCCCCUUGGCCACCCACUGCCUUUAGCUGUGGUCCUGCUGACAACCCUACUUGCUACUGCCUUAUCCAGCAUAGCAAAACUUCUCCAGCCCGGGAAGUCCGAGCUGGUUAAUGGUCCCUUUCCAGUGUUCAGCUCUCACAGGCGUGUCCCUUAAUGCUUUUGGUGACAUUUCCCUGUCGUGUGCUCUUUCCCUAUUCCCUCCUUCAUUCAUUCAAAGCAUUAAAAUCCUAUGUGUAUAUAGGAUAGACAAAUAUAUAGAGAUAUAUAUAUAGCAAGAGAGAGAUAUAAAAUAGUAAAUAUCAUUGCUGCUUUGGGCUGCUUUGGAGGAGGCCACGGAUAUGGGGAAGGUAGAUCUGGGGUGUAGGGGUGGGUGGGGAGGCCGGGGGGCCCCCAGUGUCUCAGUACAAUCCAGGGAUGCAAUGCAGGCUUGUUUAAUCUUUGUGCCUGAAUUUCUCCAUGUGUAGAAAACAAAACAAAACUGCUGCAAUUUUUCACAAGUGUAUGGUACCCUUCUUGGAUGCUGUCGGUCCCACCGGCCGCCGGGGUGUUCAGGCCCUUCAGAGAGAGGGCCAUUUGGCUGACCUCCUUGCAGGGGAGCGAGCGGUGGUGGGAUGGCCUUUGGACUUUGUGCACAAGAGCUGGCGGGGCAGGAGGAGAUUUGGGGGUAGUAGCUCCCUGAAGGCCCAACAAGAGUGAAAGGAGGGGGCACCAGAUGUUAGAAAAGCAGAAAAAGAUCCGACUCUGUUCAUUUUCCCAGGCCUAUGUUCUAUCUUUUUCUAUUCCCGUCUGGUUUCCUCUUUUCCUGGAGCUUAGUGGCGGCACUUACCUGGAUAUUUCAGUAGGAGGGGGAAGAAGCCAGACUGACCCAGCUUAGGGGCGCUGGUGGGUGGAGGAAGAGGCAGAGAACCGGCCGGGAGAGGGGUGCAAGACAGACCAGGGAGGCUGGGUCGGGAAAGAAGGGUGGAGAGAGGGGGGUGCAGGUCCUGCAGGCCUGUCAGCUGGUGGCCCUGCCUCCUGGGGUCCUUGGCGUCCCACUUUGCAGACAGGGUACCAGCCUCCUGGUGUGUGUCAUAGGCUUUGUUCACAUAGUGUUAUGCAUGAUCUUUGUAAGGUUAAGAAGCCGUGGUGGUGUACCAUGACAUCCGACCCAUAUAUAUAAAGAUAAAUAUAUAUAUAUAUGUAUGUAAAUUAUAGCACUGAGGGCCCUGCUGCCCUGCUGGACCAAGCAAAACUAAGCCUUUCGGUUUGGGUAUUAUGUUUUGUUUCGUUAUUUGUUUGUUUUUGUGGCUUGUCUUAUGUGUGGUGACAGCACAAGUGCCAGUCCGAUCGCUCUGUAUUACAGAAUAGUGUUUUUAAUUAAUUGAUGUUCUAGUUCAUGUCUACCUCAGCACCUCCUCUUAGCCUAAUUUUAGGAGGCUGCCCAAUUUUGUUUCUUCAAGUUAACCGGUUACUUUUUUGUACAAAUCUCUCUCCCCACCACACCUACCCAGCUCCCCCUCCCUGCCCAGCCCCUUCCCUGUCCCCCUAAGCCCUGUCCCCCCAGCCCUGCCCUAAGCCCUGUCACCCCAAACCCCACCACCCAGCCCUGCCCCCCGCCAAACCCCACCACCCUAAACCCCGCCACCCCAGCCCUGCUUGCCAGUCCUACCUGUUUUCAUCCCGAUGCUGUGCCCCUGAUGUUGUGCGGUCCUGGUCGCAGCUUUUCCGCAUCUGCCUUCGUUCCGUGUAGAUUGAUGCGUUUCUUUGUAAUUUCAGUGUUUCUGACAAGAUUUAAAAAGGAAAAAAGAAAAAAAAAAGAAAAAAUGAAUUUACUGCUGCAGGUUUUUUUCUCUCUCCAUGUGUCACUAAGUGAAGUUUGUGCCUUCUAUAGCAAAGAGAAUAUUUUUUACAUCCUACUAACAGUAGAUUUUUUUGUAGUGAACAUUUUUUGUAUUUUUAUUUAUAAGUCUCAUAAGGAAAAUAGCAAUGUUCAGUUGUAUACCUUGAAUCUGCAGUUAGAAGAGAAUAAAGUUAAUUCAGUUGUC
This is a messenger RNA of Nyctereutes procyonoides (raccoon dog), 8610 nucleotides long. It is a transcript of the gene ZBTB16, whose product is annotated as zinc finger and BTB domain containing 16. Lineage: Eukaryota; Metazoa; Chordata; Mammalia; Carnivora; Canidae. The coding region runs from base 1126 to 3147 and encodes 673 amino acids. The transcript is spliced from 8 exons. The record is from RefSeq and is a predicted model, not a curated record. Gene Ontology annotation, biological process: regulation of transcription by RNA polymerase II. Gene Ontology annotation, molecular function: protein binding; DNA-binding transcription factor activity, RNA polymerase II-specific; RNA polymerase II cis-regulatory region sequence-specific DNA binding.